AUGCGAUCCAGCGGCUCAGGAUCAUCAGGAGUGAAAAGAAAGGCGUCUUGCCUUGAAAGUGGAGAAUCGUCCUCAUCAACUUCAAACUCAAGUUCACCAUUGAGUUCGAGAAGAGCUUUCAUUAGAGCUUCGAAUCGCGGAACGCUAAAGCGCGCUGGUCCGUACUUACUUGGGCCGAGGUUGGGCAACUCGCCCGUCCGUAGCAUUGUUCAGUGUUUAGCCAAAAAGGAAGGUACAGAUGACUUUUAUUCAAUCAAAAUUCUAACCCUAGCAGAUCCAGGACGCGAAAGUUACGACGACAAACAAGGUAAAAUGUUGUUACACACGGAGUAUUCACUGCUCUCUCUCUUAAACGAUCAAGAUGGCGUUGUGCAUCACCAUGGACUUUUCAAAGACGAAUAUUACGAAGAAGUACCGCUUGAAAAAGAUUCUACGAACUCAGCGGCAAGCCAUCGCUCUCAAAAUGCGUGUGCAAGACAAUUUAGAAUCCGACAUCGUCUGUGUUUAGUUUUGGAUUGCCUCUGUGCCCACGACUUUAGUUCGGAAACAGCGGACCUCAUAAACCUUCAACAUUACGUGAUACGAGAGAAACGGUUAUCCGAAAGAGAAACGAUUAUAAUUUUCCACGACAUCGUCAGAGUAGUGGAGUGUUUACAUAAGGUAAGGAUACAGAGCGAAUGGAUAUUUGGUAAUGGUUUGUUAUGGUAUGAGAUUUUUUUUUCAUCCAGGAAAAGCUUUCAAUCUGUUUACUAUUUCAAUCGGAGGCUCGAAGUCCCUCUUCAAUUAUCAUUGAUCGAAGUGAAGUUAAUUUUGGUCCUACUGAACUGUUUUUUUUUUUUAACAGUAAUUUUAUCAUUUCCAAUUCAAAGAUUUUUUUUUUCAUUCAAAUCUUUAAUAAUUCGUGGAGGCUUUGCUUGCAUUUUCGCAUGUAUUUUCGUGUUCAAUUAAGAGAAAUUUUUUGCGUGGGUUUAAAUAAGUAUUCUAAUCACGGAAUUUCCUCUGUAGUCUGAGUGGAAUUAUUUUCUUGAAUUAUCGAUUAAAGGGCUUCUAACUUAUUUAACAGGUAAAUGCUUGGCAUUUCAGAGCGUCUUGUGCUUACAAUAUCCCAUUAAGGUCACAGCGAUGACAAUUUGACCGUUUCCGGUUUCAGUAAUACACGACUUGUAAAAUAUUUUCCAAAGCGAUCUCAACAAAAAACCUUAGAAAACAAGCUUACAAUCUACGGAGGCGUCGAAGAGAGUCCAAGCUAGUAUAGCACCAAAUCUGUGAGCUUCACUCCCACGCCACUCUGUGGUGCUGAGAGCGUACGUUGUAAGGGUCCAUUGUGCUCAAUGAAACGUGGAGGUGUGGGCGAAAUGUAUUAACUGCUUUUAGUUCAAGGAUAGAAUUGUGACAGAAGAUUUGACUAUUGAUUAAAUCAAUCAUCUAACACUUAACCUUCCUGAAAAUGUGCUCAAACAGAAAAUGAAAUAUUUUUAAAAUAACAUUCAGGAAAUGGAAAUAUUUUGGGGUCUCUGCUUGGUAGAAUUGCAGUAAAUUAGUAUUGAAUAGAAUAAGAAAUGAAUUUAAAUGAGUGGGCUGUUUAACUCUGGAAAGAUAAGGUCGAAAUUUUGCCCUAUGGAGGCAAGUUACCCUGCCUACUCUUUCAGCUGUUGGCAGGGUCGCAUUUUACCUUUCAGGUAAAAAGUGGUUUUCUUUCUAUUCAAGGCCAAGGUUAUGCAUAUUUUAAGAUCCGGUGUAAAACAAUUAACAAAACCCUGGGGAGUAAACCCACAAAUGUCUUAAAGCCUUACACUGAGAUCUGUUGUUUAACAUAUAAUUUUGAAGUUUUGGAAACAGGCUUUUGUGGGUUGUUCAUUGAACGUUAGUUAAGCUUUAGUAGCUGGGCUGACAUGUGAACUUUCCUUCACUUUCCUGCACUUAUCACCCUUUCACUCUCAAGAUCUCGUCAGUAAUUUCCUUUAUUGUUUGCCAUAAACAUUUUACAAUAAUUGUUUGGAGAAUUUGGUAUUGGAUAAGUCAAACCUGUAUCAAGCCACACUCUAUAAAGCAAUCAGUGGUCAAGGUUAUGAAUUUGUUUCACCUUAAUCACUGUAAUUUUCACCUUAAUUGAGCAGUCACCUCUAUUGUACAAUUGCAGUCACCUUUGAGUGAGUCCCAGCAGUGGAUUUGUAUUGUAUUUCACCUGUACUAAACAUUCACUUAACCCUUUAACUCCCAAGAUAUGAUUGUUAAUUCUCCCCUGUAGCUGCUACACAUUUCCUUGUAAAUUAGUUAUGAGAACUUGGUGCUAGAUCAAGAUAGCAGCUUCUACUUGAUAAGUAUGAAUAUUCUCAUUACCUGUUUGCUGAAGAUUGUAUGGAUAUUGUAGGGAGAAGUUUUAUGUUAAUUACUUCUGUGAGUUAAAGGUUUAAAGCAGAACCACUCAAAUAAAACUAAGAAUAAUCUUUCAAGUAAAAUUUAACCCUCUCUCAAAAUCAGUGCUAGUAGUAUUUUUGAGCACAUGUUUUUACUCUAACUGGCCAAUUAUGGCAUAAAUGGUAGGGUUUUCUGUCGUUUUCAAUUUUACCCCUCGUUUGUGGAGCCUGUAUUUAACAGCCAGCCUUUAGUAAGCAGUUACCCCACCAUUCCCCAUGGGUGGCCACUUAACCUUUUUAACCACUAAGAGUGACUAGCAUCUAAUUUCUCAUUACAAUAUAACCCCUGAAUUGCUAAUCAAGGCCAUGAGAAUAAAGGAAUGAUCACCAACUAAAGAGGAUCUUGAUUGUUAAACAAAUUCUCCUUGUCAAUAUCAUAGGAAAUAUCUAGAAAACAGUAUGGAGAAUAUGCCUACUGAUGUUAGGGAUUAAAGGGUUAAUUGAUAUAUUAUUUCCUUUUUCUCAUCACUUUCCUGCUUGAUGUUGUAGUUAUAUUGUAACGAUACAUUCUGACUAAGAGUAACAUAUCAUCGGUUUGCAAGUUAUUUAUAGUGGAGCUUGCAGCACGCGCAGUGUAGCCCAAUAAUUAUACGAAAUAGUAGUAACCCAUCAAGCCAAAAAAAUUUGGACUUACAACCAUACAACUGUACAUACAAGGUGCUACUUCUUGCAUGCGCAGCCAACUGUACCACAGGCAUGUCAACACCAUUGGAGCUUGUAGCACGCAUUCUCUGGGUUCGAGAUUAAUUUACAUUUUCUUGUUGCAUAUUGUUGGGAAAACUUUUUAACAGUUAGCACAAUUUUCUUGCCUGUUUUUGAAAAUUUUCAACCUCUUGCUGCAAGUUUUUUUAUUGAGACUUCCAAAAAUUGCUUACUGACUUAAACAUUUAACCUUAUAGCAUCUAUAAUAGAAUCAGUUCUCUACAUGGACAUGGAGAAGUUGCAAAUGAAAAUCCAUUGAUACAUGUAUGUUAUCCAUAGUUUUGUUGAAGAGACGUGUGGGAAAAAAAAUGCGAGCUCCGCUUUUAGGCUUGGCUAAAUCUUUAUAUUAAGUUAAUUUCCACAAAAUAUUGAAUACUAUUUUUGUGGUACAUUGUAUCCUAACUCUAACACCCCUGAAAGUAGCCAUAAACCAUUUAACUCCCACAAGAGACCAAGCGAGAAUUUCUUCUCUCGAUAUCAAUACAAUGUCAAGCAAGCAAGCAAUGAGAGUAAAGAAAAAUAUUGAUAGAGAGAUCAUUAGAUGAUCCUAUACCAACUUCUGAGAACUAACUAACAUCAUAAGGAUUACAUGGCAGAUGGUGCAGAGAACCACUAAUGGGAUCUUGGGAGUGAAAAUGUUCAAGGUUUAACCCUUUAACUCCCAGAACUAACAAACAUGUAACUUCUCCCUACAAUCUCCAUUCAUUAUCCAACAAACAGGUGAUGAGAAGUUACUCAAAUUUAUCAGGUUGAAGUUGUUACCUAUAUCUAAUACCAAAUUCUCCUAACUGAUUCACAAUGAAAAGUGUAGCAGCUUGAGGGGAGAAUAAGUAGUCAGAUCUUGGGAGUUAAAAGCUUAAUAAAAAUGGGUUUACAAGUAAUAUGUGCAUAUACAUCUACAUAUGUACUUUGUUACAAGAGAUUUCUUUGAAUGCAUAGGCAAACUUACAGCAAUUGAUAAACUCAAAAGGGAAAGUGAUUAGGUUAAGUCAUUUCUGUUUUAGUUGCCCACAGGUGUAAACCUAAACCUGAGAUUCAGUUGCUUGAUCUCUCCUGCACAUCAGGCAGUUUGCUUAUUUUUACUUGGAGUUGUCAUUAAAUUUUUGUGAUACUUUCAUUGUUAUGAUUAGCCCUUUUGAUUUAUUUGGUUUUGAUUGUAAAGGACUCAUUUUGUUUUCCUUUUUUUAUCCUCCUAUGAAUAGAACAUAAAAUGGCCCUUUUAAGAAACAAGUGCAAACUGAACUAGAUUGUUAACAUUAAUGCUGUAAUUGUUUUAGCCAAUAGUUAGAUACACAUAGUUUGACUCCAGUGUUCUAUAUUAAAAGAUUGCUUUUUUUCCUCACAGAGAAACAUAGUACACAGAGACUUAAAACUUGGAAAUAUUGUGCUAAAUAGAAGGUAACCAUUAUUUGCAAACUAUGUGAAUUAGUAAUCUUAACAUCAGUCCGAUCAGAUCAGCCAUACCUUUUUGCAACUAAAUUAGUCAGGCCUUAUCAAUUCCCAAACUACUGCCACAAUUCCAUUGAAACGUUUUAAACCUAAUUGGAAAAAACCCUGACUCACUAUUGAAUUGAUAAUUUGGUCAUUCAGACAAAGGGCCCAUUUGAGCAGGAUCAUUUUAUAAUUAGUGUGAUUGUAUUUGAUGUAGCACAAUCUAAAAUCAAUAUUGUUAAUAUUCAUGCAAUAUUUGCUUGAUGAAAAUAGUUAGAUAGAUUUAUAAAUUGUCUAUAAUGAAGCUUGCUUCUUUGGAUCAAGUGUGUGAGUGCUUGUUAAUUAUAUAGAGGUUUGGAAUGUUCUCAGCUGGUGACAAGAUGUACUUGUUGGUAUGUUCUUGUCAGUAGCAACCCUUUAAACCCUGGGAGUUAUGAGCAUCUAAUUUCACCUUACAUCAGUACAGCUGAAACAUUCACAAAGAUUAUGAGAAUAUGAGAAAUCAUCAUCACUCUCAGAAGCUUUGAUUGUAAAACAAGGCAAAUUGUAUAGAGAAAAUUGUGGAGAACGUGAACACUGAUGUAAGGGUGCAAAAGGCUAAUAGAGAUCUGAGUGUGACUUGGUGUUAUCAACACAAGCAACAUAGAAACAUCAACAAGUGUUCAAUAUACCCCCUGAUUUCUCAGGAUAAAUAAGGAACCUUUUUCCAUAUAAUUUCAUAAGGAUUUUUGUCUUGUCACUCUUAUCCAUAUUUGAAGAGUUUAACAUAGAUUGCUUGAAUAUUCCCUUUAGCACAAAAAGAAUAACAAUUACAAAUUUUUGCCUGGGGAAGCAUCUUAUACGAGAUAAUGAUCUGUUGAAAGACCAGCGAGGAAGUCCAGCUUACAUUAGUCCAGAUGUUCUUAGUGGUGAGUGAAAUUGUUUUAUUAAUACCUCACUUUGGUCUCUGAGAUCGUCAUUUUGUGGACAGAAUAAUUGAUGUUCUUGACUAGAUGCUAUGACAUUGGGGUAAAAAUACCUGGCGAGCAAGAAUCAUGACCUUACAAAGAUCAUUCACUGUCUUGACUAUAUAGUCCAGACAUCUUUAGUUCAUGUUUCUUUCACGCGGAUCAACUCCCUGUAACACUCAUGCUCUUGUGAUUGGUACCAACUGCCCACCUCAGAAAAGUAUCCGUAUAAAGUACAAUGUAGCCGUAAGAAAACCAACAAAGAAUUCAAAUAUCAAGGACUGACUCUAAAUGUCUGUUUAAGGGAGGGGUCUAUUGCACCAGUUGGUAUUUAUUAACACCUGUUUAUUAGCAUUUUAAUUUUGAGAGAAGUCGUUAUCCUUUUAACGUAAACUCCUCCGCCUUCUACUUCUUUGUCUGUCUGUCUGUCUGUCUGUCUGUCUCUAGACUAAACUUUAUGGUCAUAAUGCAUUUUUUAAAUUUUAGUCAACAGCAUACCUCAUUAUGAUGCAAGACAUCUUGUUUAUCACUUCACUCACUCACCUUCACUUUCUGCCCGAAAAAGGAGAGUUUAAUCCAAAGCUAUUACCUUCAUUGAAUGCUAACGAUGAGCAAAAAAGUUGAACUCCCUCUUUUGCUUUUUAAAGGGGCUCCUUAUUCAGGGAAAGCAAGUGACAUGUGGGCUCUUGGAGUCGUUUUAUACACCAUGCUGUACGGUCAGUUUCCAUUCUAUGACAGCAUACCUCACGAGCUGUUCAGAAAGAUCAAAACUGCAGAGUUUGUACUUCCAAAGUGAGUAUAUUUUUGUGGAAAAUUCACUUAUUCACAGCCUCACAACGUCUCAGAAAAAGACAGUUUUUGAUAAUAUUUUAUUAAAUAUGAAUAAGUUAAAAAGUCUUUGGAUGCUAUGAGGUUCUUGGCAUUGUCAGAAUAUGAACAGUCUCUCUGCAACCUCAAUCAGCUGAGUAAGCAAAAAUAUUUGGGUGCAAAUGAAAAAGAUCACCGCUGCAUGAAAAUUGGGAAGAAAGGCCCUUCGGGGUCUCAGGAAACGUAGCACCCUCCCCUUACCCUUACCCUUUCCCUCUUCCAUCCCCUUCUGCCAUUUCUCAUUCUUUAAUUUUGUUUUGAAAACCUGGCAGAUUAAGCGAGAAGGGAGUAACAGUUGGUAGGGUAACUUGUCAUAAUAUAUGGAUGAGAUUAAAUGUACUCUUCCGGUGCAAAAUGUUAUGGCUCAUUAAUCCGCAAAAGUGAAAAUCGACUUCGAGUUAUCGAGGGUAAAAUUACCAAAAAAGUACCUGAAGGGAAGUAAAUAUCACUUCGAGUUAUCGGGAAUUGGAGAUAUCGGAGUUUCGAGUUAUUGAUGUUAAACUUACAGUAUAUGCAUGAGGCAAAUCCAAGGGAAAUCAGUUUUGCUUCGAGUUAGCGGGAAAUUCGAGUUAUCGAGGGUUCGAGUUAUCGGGGUUCAACUAUACCCCUAAAUUGAUUAUUUCGUUCCAUCUGAACAAUUUAACAAUGGAUUAUUGAUGGAAGAAUUUAACUAGAGAUCACUUAGGGGUUAGAGGGUUAAGGACGGAGUUAUUUCAUGCAUUUCAUAUUAAGUAACAGUUUCCGUGUACAGUAGGUGAGCUAGAGUCCACUUCCCUUUCACUGUGUCCAAGACCACGUGUGGACGCGUCCAUGAAACUAGUGCUCAACAAAGUGAUUAUGACUAAUGUUUUCCUUUUCAAUUCCCCCUCAGCGACGGGCGCGUGUCUGAUAACACCAAGUCACUGAUAGGUCUGUUGCUAAUGUUAGACCCUCAAAAGAGACUUACAGCCUCUGGUGUGUUGGAUUUCCUGAGGAACACUAUGACAGCAAGGUGAGUAAAUCAGUAACAGUUCAUCGCAAAAGAAUCGCUUCUCCUGGUGCUGCAAGAGCAACAACCUUCUUGCAGCGUUCAAAAUGAUUGUAGUUUCAUUGUGCCAUGAGGUUGGUGAGAUUACCAAAUGAAGUAUCUCUUAAAAUUGAAAAGGCAACGAAUCAUUCCCAUUUCCCAACGCAUCGUCUAAUCGUCAUUACUUUCCAUUACCAUCUAAAAAAGCAUUUCUUGACGCCUUAAGGUGAAUUUUCUCACUUGGCACCGACAUAUCUUGAACUGCCCUUUGUGACAAGAAAAUUGGCCGCAUUACAACUGCGCUAUAGAAACCUAACCCUUCUUUACUGGGCUCUCUUCCCCAUUCCCUCGCCCACCUUUUCCUUCCAAUUAGAGAGUAUUUAUACAAAAAAGAAUCCUUUGUAAAUUUCACUUUUUCGUUUCAGUAGGUAUCUUACUAACACAGUCAGUGAACCUGCACAAGUUGUCCCAGAUAUAGAUGAGGAGUCUUCAAGUGACUCCACGAAGGAAUUUGAUAGUUCAUCGAGGCUAAGAGCACCAGAACUUGAACUUCGUUUGUCAAAAUAUCGUGACAAUGUGAGCAAUAAGGAGCCAAGACUGACUCUCACCCGUGAGAGUCUCACGCAGCCGCCCAUACGACGGAUUUCAGAGGACGCCCGACCGCUCACGGCGGCCGAAAUUCUGGCCCAUCGUCAUUUGUUAUAG
Pocillopora meandrina is the source of this 8075-nucleotide messenger RNA. The record is from the annotation of a GenBank genome assembly. Lineage: Eukaryota; Metazoa; Cnidaria; Anthozoa; Scleractinia; Pocilloporidae.